ACUGGACUGAAAGACCGUAUAGCAGGGUUCACAAGCACCUAUCUUGAACCAAAAGCUAACGUUUUAUCAUAGCCCUGGAGAUUUUGGACAGAAUGGCCUCCAGUUCAAGCGAGUGUCCAGGGAGGAGUAUGCAAUACCGAGUUGACCACCUUCUGAGCGCCGUGGAAAACGAAUUACAGGCGGGGAGCGAGAAGGGAGACCCCACGGAAAGAGAGCUCAAAGUUAGUCUAGACGAGAACGAACUGUGGCAAAAGUUCAAGGAACUCACCAACGAAAUGAUAGUAACCAAGAAUGGCAGGCGGAUGUUUCCUGUGCUGAAGGUGAGCGUAUCAGGACUGGAUCCCAACGCCAUGUACUCGUUUCUGCUUGACUUCAUGGCAGCGGACAAUCAUAGGUGGAAAUACGUGAACGGAGAGUGGGUCCCCGGCGGCAAACCCGAGCCACAGGCCCCCAGCUGCGUGUACAUCCACCCAGACUCGCCGAACUUCGGAGCGCACUGGAUGAAAGCCCCAGUUUCCUUCAGUAAAGUCAAACUCACGAACAAACUGAACGGAGGUGGCCAGAUUAUGCUGAACUCUCUACACAAGUAUGAACCCCGCAUCCACAUAGUGCGGGUCGGCGGCCCGCAGAGGAUGAUCACGAGUCACUCUUUCCCGGAGACGCAGUUCAUUGCAGUUACCGCAUACCAGAACGAAGAGAUAACAGCACUGAAAAUCAAAUACAACCCAUUCGCCAAAGCAUUUUUGGAUGCCAAAGAGAGAACUGAUCACAAAGACAUUAUAGAUGAAGUUGGGGACAACCAACAGUCUGGAUAUUCCCAAUAUGGUUACACAGACAAUUCAUCUGCCUGCCUGUCCAUGCUGUCCUCCCAUGAGAACUGGUCCAGCCUACAGAUGCCUACCCACUCCAGCAUGCUGCCCAUGGGCCACAGCACAAGCCCUGCCACUAACUCUAGCCAGUACCCCAGCCUGUGGUCAGUGAGUAACUCCUCGCUCACGCCAGUGUCUCAGUCCAGUGGGAUGUCCACUGGUCUGGGCUCCCAGUUCCUGCGAGGCUCCGCCAGCCACUACCCAAGCCUCUCCCACCCCAGCACAGGACACCCCUCAGGCUCUCCGCUGUACGACAGCGCUGCCCCAACGGACAUGCACGAGGUCUCCCAGUACGACACAUCCCCCCACACACGCCUGGCCACUGCCUGGACACCUGUCACUCCCCCUUCCCUGUAGGGCUGCGCACUUCCACACAUAAGACAGCCACCCACAGACUGAACAUCGAUGUCUCAGAAAUGUUACAAUCUAUAGGAGCAUCUGAAAAUAUGUGAUUUUGACUAUGCAUGAAGAAAUGCUGUAAGACUUGAGGUGAAUAUGAACUAUAAGCAGACAACACCAUACUGAGCUCUUACCUGCUUUCUUGAUGUGACCCGAGCACAUUAAUAAGCUAAAAUGUUUUUUUUUUUACUUUCUGUUCCCACUGUGAACUGGGCUGAAGCACCACAUGAACAUAUGCGUUGUUGUGUCUUGACAUAUUUGAUUUCAAAACACUGGCGCAGCAUCUGUUCCCUUCAAGGGUGUACAGUUGAAGAGUCACAGUAUUCUUCACCCUGUGUUUAUCACAACUCUGAAUGAAUAUUUCCUCUUUUUGUUUAAGAUAUGAUUUAAGA
This is a messenger RNA of Megalops cyprinoides (Indo-Pacific tarpon), 1660 nucleotides long. It is a transcript of the gene tbxtb, whose product is annotated as T-box transcription factor Tb. Gene Ontology annotation, molecular function: RNA polymerase II cis-regulatory region sequence-specific DNA binding; DNA-binding transcription factor activity, RNA polymerase II-specific. Lineage: Eukaryota; Metazoa; Chordata; Actinopteri; Elopiformes; Megalopidae. The transcript is spliced from 7 exons. Bases 93 to 1226 code for a protein of 377 amino acids. The record is from RefSeq and is a predicted model, not a curated record. Gene Ontology annotation, cellular component: nucleus. Gene Ontology annotation, biological process: somitogenesis; cell fate specification; positive regulation of DNA-templated transcription.